Molecule: messenger RNA, 2272 nt
Organism: Rosa chinensis
Lineage: Eukaryota; Viridiplantae; Streptophyta; Magnoliopsida; Rosales; Rosaceae
Product: pentatricopeptide repeat-containing protein At1g52640, mitochondrial
Exons: 3
Coding region: 95-1672 (525 amino acids)
Molecular function (GO): protein binding
Source: RefSeq, a predicted model, not a curated record
ACGCUAAAUAUAACUCUUGAAUGUACACGCUGGGUUGUCACCCUAUAUAUUUGUGCAUUCCUCGUUUUCUCUCGAACGCUUUAAUCUUCUCAAAAUGUCACUUAGAUCUCUCACCCUUAAACCCAAAACCCUCCACUCUUUCUUCAACUCUCUUCUCCGACCCACCAAACCCAACACUCCCUUCCGCCCUUUCUCUUCUCUCACCCACCAAAACCCACCAUCUCCACAAUUACCUCACCUGGUCAACGAAAUCUCACGCAUUCUCAGCGACCACAGAAACCCUCACCACGACUUGGAGCUUUCCCUCAACUCUUGGUCCACCCAAAUAUCCCCAAACUUGGUUGAACAGGUUCUGAAACGCUGCAAAAAUCUUGGGUUUUCAGCCCACAGAUUCUUUCUCUGGGCUAAAACAAUUCCGGGUUUUCAACACAGUGGUGAAAGCCAUCACAUUUUGAUUGAUAUCUUGGGGAGUAGUGGUCAGUUUGCUCUGUUGUGGGAUUUUCUCAUUGAAAUGAGAGAGUCCAAGUGUUGUGAGAUUAGCCCAGAAUUGUUCUGGGUUAUUUUUAGAGUUUACAGUAGAGCUAAUUUGCCUCGUGAUGCGAUUCGAGCUUUUAAUAGAAUGGUUGAGUUUGGAAUCAAGCCUAGCGUCCAUGAUCUUGAUCAGCUUCUCUAUACAUUAUGUAAAAGAAAGCAUGUCAAGCAUGCCCAGGAGUUUUUUGAUAAAGUUAAGAGUGGGUUUGAGUUGGGUGCUAAAACUUAUAGCAUUUUGAUGAGGGGUUGGGGAGACAUUUGUGAUUCUAAUAAUGCACGCAAGCUAUUCGAUGAAAUGACUGAAAGAGGGUGUUUGGUUGAUGUGCCUGCAUAUAAUAGUUAUUUGGAGGCUUUGUGUAAAGGUGGCAAUGUGGAUGAGGCUUAUAAGAUAUUUCGGGCCAUGGGUUCAAAAGGAGUUGAGCCAGAUGCUGGUACAUACUCGAUUUUCAUUCGGGCAUAUUGUGAAGCGAAUGAUAUUCAUUCGGUUUUUAGCGUGCUUGAUAGGAUGAAGAGAUAUAAUCUUUUGCCUAAUGUGUAUUCUUACAAUUGUAUCAUCAAGAAGCUGUGUAAGAAUGAAAAGGUGGAAGAGGCGUACCAACUUUUGGAUGAAAUGAUUGAAAUGGGAGUUAAGCCGGAUGAAUGGAGUUACAAUGCAAUCCAAGCUUAUCAUUGUGAGCAUUGUGAAGUUAAUCAGGCUAUUAGGUUGUUAUCUAGAAUGGAAAAAGAUAGCUGCAUGCCAGAUCGGCAUUCUUACAAUAUGGUACUAAAGUUGCUGAUCAGGAUCGGAAGAUUUGAUAGGGCAACUGAAGUGUGGGAGAGUAUGGGGAAGAGAGGCUUUUAUCCUUCUGUUUCAACAUAUUCUGUCAUGAUUCAUGGUUUGUGCAAAAAGAAACACAAACUAGAGGAGGCAUGUAAAUACUUUGAGAUAAUGAUUGAUGAAGGUAUACCACCAUACUCUUCUACUGUGGAGAUGUUGAGAAACCGGCUUUUGGGUUUGGGGCUACUUGAUGACAUUGAAAUACUUGCUAGUAAGAUGGAGCAAAGUACUUCUUGCUCGAUACAAGAGUUUGCAAAAGUGCUGAGAGGGAACAAAGCUUCUGUAAGAUCGAGAAGUGAGUACACUGACAUUGAAAGUGACUGACAGGGUGCAACAAUCCAAGACUGGCGGGUCUGCUUGAAGCAGUUAAUUGAGUCUGAAGAGAGCUGUCUAGAUGAAUUCUCAGGUGGUGUGAAACCAGCACUUGAAGAAGCAAAUUAUGGGCACAGAUGCCUCUGUUCAAUGAAUACUUGCAGUAUCAUCUUGUCUAUUGCCGACGUAAAGGAUGAAUUGGGAGGGAUGCUAAACAUGAAUCUUGAGAUUGCCACUUAGAAUGUUAUAGGCAAUUUUGAAGGAGCACUGGUUGCUCAAUUUGUCUCUGAACUGAUGUAACACUUCAUGUGGAAUGGAAUUGAUGAUGAUAAGAAAAAUUUUCACGAUCCACGCUUCACCAAGUACACGGUUGUGGACACACUCCUGGAAAUGCUAGAUGAGAGUUUCCAACUUCUGAUUCUCUGGCAUUGAAUUUUCUGAUAUAAGAUUUCCAUUUCGAAACUUGUACUUGGAAGUGUUUUCACAAUUGUAGCUGUUAGUUGCUUGUGCGGCGACAAUUGAUUUAUCCCGUUAAAAGUAUUGUAUGUUUGUUAGACAUUCAUUCUUGUCUGCAGUUUAGGUUUAUGUGGUCAAGAAUUGCUCUCGAUUGGA